AUGGCCGCGCUGCGCUUCGGAGAGCCCCCGGCGGAGCCGCCCGCCUUCCCCGCGGGCAGGUGGGCGGGAGGCGGCGGGCCCGGCCCGGCCUCGCCCGCCCUCAGGGCGCUUCCCCCGGCGGAGCCGUCCGAGGGGGCGCCGGCGGCCUCGCAGCGUCGGAAGCGGACCAGCUUCACGGCGGCGCAGCUGGAGACGCUGGAGCUGGUUUUCCAGGACACCAUGUACCCCGACAUCUACCUGCGGGAGAAACUGGCCGACGCCACGCAGAUCCCCGAGUCCCGCAUCCAGGUCUGGUUCCAGAACCGCCGCGCCAAGUCCCGCCGCCAGCGCGGCCCGCCCCGCCCCGGCCCCGCCGCGCCGCCGCCGGGCUGCCUGCGGCCGCCCCGCCUCGCCGCCCUGCGCGCCCCGCAGCGGCCCCGCGGCGCCCUGUCCGGGGUGGCCCGCACGGAGGACGGCUCGGUACCCUACGCGUGGCCGCCGGCCGCCAGCUUCCCGCCCGGCCCCGCCUUCGAGGGCUUCCCGCCCGGCCAGCCCGGCGGGGCAGAGCCCGGCCCGUUCGUGGGGAGCGCGGCCGGCCCCUUCCCGCCGGCCCGCGCCUUCUGCGGGCAGUACUCGCCCGUGUCGGACGCCGAGGACACCAGCGGCUACUCGGAGUCGGGCUCGGAGUGGGACGAGAACGCGCUCGGCGCCUUCCGCGCCCUCUGA
Lonchura striata (white-rumped munia) is the source of this 705-nucleotide messenger RNA. RefSeq names its product Mix paired-like homeobox (gene MIXL1). Gene Ontology annotation, biological process: endoderm development; endoderm formation; regulation of transcription by RNA polymerase II. Gene Ontology annotation, molecular function: RNA polymerase II cis-regulatory region sequence-specific DNA binding; DNA-binding transcription activator activity, RNA polymerase II-specific. The record is from RefSeq and is a predicted model, not a curated record. NCBI's taxonomy places the organism in Eukaryota, Metazoa, Chordata, Aves, Passeriformes, Estrildidae.